Molecule: messenger RNA, 1505 nt
Organism: Mya arenaria
Lineage: Eukaryota; Metazoa; Mollusca; Bivalvia; Myida; Myidae
Product: alpha-2C adrenergic receptor-like
Exons: 1
Coding region: 1-1326 (441 amino acids)
Biological process (GO): neuropeptide signaling pathway
Cellular component (GO): membrane
Molecular function (GO): neuropeptide receptor activity
Source: RefSeq, a predicted model, not a curated record
AUGAGUGAUAGUCUUCUGACAACAAGUUCUGUUAAUUUUGGGCAUACUGUUAAUGGUCACUCAAAGGAUUUUAACAACACUGGAAUGUCUAAUGCAUCUGACAGUGAUUUAUUGGAUCAACUGAAUGACGAAAUAAAAAGGGCUGUCACACCUGUGUCAGUUUUUGUUGGAAUUGAAGCAUUUCUGGGGUUCUUUGGCAAUUUAUUUGUACUGUACGUGUUCAUAAAACGUUACCAUGAAUGUAACUUCCGCUACUUCGUACUGUGCUUGGCCUUUCUGGACUUACUCAGCACUCUGACUACGAUCCCUGGGGAGAUUAUCACGCAGCAGUACUGGUACAAGUACCCGUUUCCUGUUUUCUGCAAGUUCAAGUCCUUCUUCAACGUGUUUACGGUGUCAGGGGAGGCACUUUGUCUGUGUACCAUCGCCAUCGAUCGCUACCGGAAGGUGUGUACGCCAUUCGGAUGGCAGAUUAAGCCUCGCCAGGCGCUAUUCAUGUGCGGCGUCAUCUAUGGCGCGGCAUUCGCCAUUUCACUUCCGGUUUCAUUCCUUUGGGGAAUCCACCAGGACGUCAGGAUAUACAACGGAAGACACGUUAUCGUCACCAUCUGUGAAAAAGAUGCUCAUUUUCUACACAGUAAACGCCCGUUUGCAUACGCUACAUCAGUGGAGGUGAUAAUUGGCAUUUGCCUAGUAAUCAUGCUCGUUCUUUAUAUACUGGUGGCAAAAAAACUCAUUUUAGGUCGCCCUUUGACUCAAAUACGCCAACACUCGGGUGCGCCUAUGGUCAGCACAUCGCCAGGGUCAAUAACUAAAUCAAAACAAAAUCCCGAUGUGAGCAGUGGGGGUGGCGUUUCUAAUUCUGAUGUACCAACCAGAAGCGGAAUAGCAACAAUUGAGUUAUGUUCAACGGACAUGAAGUCCCUGGAUGAUGAAAGUGAGCCGGUUGACGUAGAUGAUGUUCGUGUGACUGAUGCCGAUACUACAUACGCUGGUGGGACGUCAGAAAAACGUCACAAAGAACAGGUACGGCGUCGACGUCGAGAAAUAGCGAGCCGCGUUCGCCGGAAAACGUACAUCAUGUUCGUUCUGACAAUAAUAUUCAUUGUCACAACAAUUCUCUAUAUGACAUUAUUAGCAUUUAUAUCAGGAGGUAUCUUAAAAAGUUUAGAUGACUAUGAGAAGGCUGUGUAUUUCUUCUUCUUCAGACUUGUGUUCAUAAACCAUGUUAUCAACCCUUUCUUGUACGGCUGUCUUGACCCUCAGUUUAAACAAAUAAUAGGAGAAAUUAAGAAAUGCGUGUUUAAAACACUAAGGAGAGGAUAAUUAAACUGUAUACAUUAGUAUGUUCCCCGCCCCCUUUAAAACAGGAAAAUGUCAUCUAACAAUCAUAUGAGUCAUUUGGGUGCCUUCUUUCAAGAUUUUGGUUGGCUGUUUUAGUACAUUUCGGUGUACAUUACUCAUAAUUGGUGGGGGCGCAAUGAAACUUUUUAAGAAAAAGCUAA